AUGCAUGUCUACGCAGACCUUCAGUCAUACGUCUGUACUCAUGCGGAAUGCAAAGAUGCCUAUCGAACAUUUCCAACUCGGAGACACUGGGCCGAUCGCGAAUUUGAUGUGCAUCAGACUCAAUCACAAUGGUAUUGCUCCAAGUGCGAUACUAUCGAGUCUACUCAAUAUUUGUUUAAGAUCCAUCUGGAGACGAGUCAUGGUAUCAGGCUAAGUGGUCACCUCUUGGCGGCAGCAAUCUCACAAGCAGAAGGAACUACUUUAAGCUCCGACUCUAUGAACCGCAAAUGUGAUAUCUGUUCCCAACACAGCUGGACUACAAGAAAGGGGUAUAUUACUCAUAUGGGUCAACACCUGGAAGAAAUCUCACUGGCAUGUCUCCCAAGAGAUCCGGAGGAUAGCAGUGACGAUGGACUAGAUGCCGAUAGCUCCCCCGAAUCUAAUGCCUGUUUUCCUUCAGAGGGACAAUCUGAGCAGCCUAGUCCAGAUUUCGCCAUUCAGACACUUGCCACUCGGACAGCUACUGGCCCAGAGCUCAAGAGCCUGAUGCGAGUUGAUGCUUCUAGCCAGGCUUCGCAAAAGCAAUUCCAUGCUUUCCAAGCUCGCAUCGACGAGCCCAAUGCGAAAUUUCAAUUGAGUGAGCAACAGGAGCACGAAGAAGAAUAUGUGCCUUGUGCACCAGCACAGCCGCCGACGUAUCCAGCAUCCAGCCCUUCUGGUUGCGAGAAAUCCAUGUCAUUUCCAGACAACAAUGACUUACCUUCCGAAGAUAACAACGAACAUAGUGAGCUUCUCAGCCGAAUCCAGUCCGCUAUACCGGAUAUCAAUCACUUGCUGAGGGGAUCCCAAGAUACCUAUAGCCACGAUGCCGAGUUAAAGACAAUCCUAAGUCAACGUGAACAUGCUCUGACGCACAAAGGAUUUUAUAUUGAAGCUCUACAGUCUCAGAUGAAGAAAGCAGCCACCGAAAGCGCCGGAGAAAGUCGCAGAUUGAGAAAUACUAUCAAGGAGCUCCGGUCCAAGGUGAAGGAUCUUCAAGACAGCAAUGUCAAGGGACAUACUGGCUCUAAGAAGUCUACGAUACCGCCCGGUAACGAUGAGUUACCUACCAACAAUGACUUACCUUCCAACAAUGACUUACCUUCCGAAGAUAACAACGAACAAAGUGAGCUUCUCAGCCGAAUCCAGUCCGCUAUACCGGAUAUCAAUCACUUGCUGAGGGGAUCCCAAGACACCUAUAGCCACGAUGCCGACUUAAAGACAAUCCUAAGUCAACAUGCACAAGCUCUGAUGCACAUGGAUUAUUUUAUUGAAGAUCUGCUGUCUCAGAUGAAGAAAGCAGCCACCGAAAGCUCCGAAGAAAGCCACAAAUUGAGAAAUACUAUCAACAAGCUCCGGUUCGAGAUAAAGAAUCUUCAAGAGGAGCGAAACGAUCUAUAA
Molecule: messenger RNA, 1440 nt
Organism: Penicillium odoratum
Lineage: Eukaryota; Fungi; Ascomycota; Eurotiomycetes; Eurotiales; Aspergillaceae
Exons: 2
Coding region: 1-1440 (479 amino acids)
Source: RefSeq, a predicted model, not a curated record